AAAAAAAAAAAAGAUAUUAGUUUGCCACCUCUUGUCAACUUUCUUGAAACUCAAUUUUUUUUUUCUUUCUCUUUGAAUUUUGAAGUUUAAUUCAAACUUCUCAUUUUAUAUUAUAAUUGUUAGGACUUUUUAGUUAGUCUUAUACUAUAUAGUAUAUACUAGAUUUUGUUAUCAAGUCCCUUUAUUUAGUGAAGUUGUUACAUGUGUAUACUCAAGGUGGCGAAUUUUAGAAGCAAAAGAGACGGGGAAAGAGAUGAUGAGAGCUCUAAUUUUAAUGUGUUGGGAUCGACGUUUUCGGGUAAUAUUAACAGAGAAGAAGAAAUGUCUGUGAUGGUUUCUGCACUGACACGUGUCGUUACUGGUGAAGAUAGAGUAUUAAUGGAUCAUCAAGGAGAUAUUGGUGCAGCUAAUUCGAAUAAUAAUAAUAUUGGUUCAUCUUUGUGUGAAUUUUCUGGAGGUGUUGGAGAGAAAAGGGGACAUGAAGAGCAACACUUCUUGUCUGAUAUUAGUUCACCAUCAGGUGGGGAAAGUUCAAAUGUUAGGACUAUUGCAAGCAACACACCAACAACAGAAGCAACAUUCAUAUAUACUACUCCUACAUAUGAUCAUAAUAAUACCAUUAUUGAUCAUAAUCAACCAAGAAGAAGAUAUAGAGGAGUGAGACAAAGGCCAUGGGGAAAAUGGGCAGCUGAAAUUAGAGAUCCAAACAAAGCUGCCAGGGUUUGGCUUGGAACUUUCAACACUGCUGAAGAUGCUGCUAGAGCUUAUGAUGAAGCUGCACUAAAAUUUAGAGGCAGCAAAGCUAAACUCAACUUCCCUGAAAAUGUUAGACUCGUGCCUACAUCAAUUCCGCGUCAGAAUGCCGUCGGUAAUAUGAGAUUUACAACGGAAAAUCAGUUCCCUACGAGCACAUUUCCCACGGAUUCCGCGGAAAACGAUUUGGAAUUUUCGACGGAAAAACAAUUUCUGACAAGCGCACUUCCCACGUAUUCCCUGGGGAAUACCCUUUACACUGGUUCUUCUUUCCCUAAUGAUAAUCCUAUAGUUCACACUCAAUCAGCAAAUAGUAAUAGUGACAUAGACCCUCAGUAUUUCUUGAAUGAUGAUUAUCAAAGGGUGCAUUCAUCUUCAAGUUUGUUAAACCAAUCCAUGUUUUCUACUACAUUACAAUACUCUUCUUCUUCAUUGUCGUCGUCUUCUUCUUCUUCUCAAGCGCCUUUUAUUCCCUUUAUGUUUAUCCAGGGUUCUCAACCUACCGGUCAGAGUAGUGCAAGUGAUUUUCGGGCUACUUCAUCGGAUUCAGCUCAUCACCCUUCUUCUAGAAAAUCUAAUAGUCGUGACUAGUUAGAGAUUUAUGUUUAUCACUUCAAUGUGAUUUUUGAAUGGAUUGUGAAACCAGAACCGGUCUACAUAGUGAACAAUGUAGGUGGACAAAGUUCUCUUUACCUUUUUGGCUUAGUUGUUGAGAUAUAAAUCUUGAGUAGGAUCUUAUAAAAUGAGAGUUAUUUUUUGGAAAUUUCUUGUUUUAACAAGAAGAACAACAAGAUGAUGUUGAUGAUGAUGAAAUAAGCAAUGAUUAUGACAUAAUGUUUGUCUAUCU
Messenger RNA from Lycium ferocissimum, 1600 nucleotides. RefSeq names its product ethylene-responsive transcription factor ERF114-like. NCBI's taxonomy places the organism in Eukaryota, Viridiplantae, Streptophyta, Magnoliopsida, Solanales, Solanaceae. The transcript has 2 exons. Gene Ontology annotation, molecular function: DNA-binding transcription factor activity; DNA binding. The record is from RefSeq and is a predicted model, not a curated record. Gene Ontology annotation, biological process: regulation of DNA-templated transcription; ethylene-activated signaling pathway. The coding region runs from base 202 to 1344 and encodes 380 amino acids.